Molecule: messenger RNA, 291 nt
Organism: Trichoderma asperellum CBS 433.97
Lineage: Eukaryota; Fungi; Ascomycota; Sordariomycetes; Hypocreales; Hypocreaceae
Source: RefSeq, a predicted model, not a curated record
CAUCGUUCCCGCUCGCCACGUUGACGGGACAGGCGGAUGCGACAUUGUGUUUGCUCGCCCUUCCAUCUUCUUUUGUUUCGCAUGAAUCGAUAUAAGAUAAGCUUCCUCCGCCUAGAAACACCGCCAUCUGUCAUUUCUCUUUUAUUCUUGGCGGGUUUGUUGCUCGAGCCUAGAGCCAAUUGCUCCACCAAUACAGGUUCCCCUUCGUCCUACAAGUAACUCCAGACCUCGGUAAUUUGUCACAAUUGUCCGUCACCUCUCCUCAUCACAUCACUCUGCACUAGCAUGGAG